AUGUCUGCCACGAACAAAGAAAGCAUCUCAGCUAAUUGUAUCUCCCUGGGCGCCUUGCCAGCCGCUGGGCGCAACCCAUGGAAGGUGGUUCUCAUCCUCGAGGAGCUUGGAGUCUCCUAUAAGACCGCCGAGAGUUUCAAGUUCGACUAUGUCAAGGACAAGCCUUACAUUGACAUCUGCCCGAACGGGCGGGUCCCCGCCAUUGAGACUUAUGAGUCGGAGAAAGAAAUAACUCACGAGUCACUCAACGAGCGCUAUCUGCUGAACCAGUCUCUGCACUUCCAGAUGAGUGGUCAAGGGCCUUACUACGGCCAGUCAGGGUGGUUCAACGUCCUCCACCCCGAAAGAUUACCCUCCGUCAUUGAGCGCUACAACGGACCGGUCCGCCGCGUGCUGAGCGUGCUGGAAACCUUCCUGGGAGGAGAGAAGACCUGGUUGGUCAGGGAUAAGUGUACUUUUGCCGAUCUUUCUUUCAUGCCGUGGAACACAAGACUAGACUUUGUGCUCAUGACCAAGCCCGGGGAGGACCCCCUGGCUCCCUAUCCCAACGUGCAGGCGUGGCACAAGCGGAUGGUGGAGCGUCCGGCUUGGAAGCGAGCGAUGGCGGUCCGGGAUAAGCUGAUGAACGACCAGGGGCUGAUGCCCAAUGGAAUGCCUAAGGGGAUCAACAACAUCAAAGAGUAUGAGGAGUAUAGGGAGAAGCUUGCGGCAAAGGCACAGGAGGCCAAACAGGCCGUGUGA
Aspergillus fijiensis CBS 313.89 is the source of this 741-nucleotide messenger RNA. RefSeq names its product glutathione S-transferase. The transcript is spliced from 4 exons. The record is from RefSeq and is a predicted model, not a curated record. Bases 1 to 741 code for a protein of 246 amino acids. NCBI's taxonomy places the organism in Eukaryota, Fungi, Ascomycota, Eurotiomycetes, Eurotiales, Aspergillaceae.